CAAUGGCAAUUGGCAAUUCACAAUGGCGGUUCUCACUUGAUCCCAAUACGGUGUGUAAUUCGCUUAUCGAGAAGACUUGUGGCAUUCAUCUCAUCGUGUUUUGAGCUCUUUUACUUGAGCGAUCCAAAUUGCCGUUUGCUCGCGGUUGUAUCAUAAUCGUUGCUGUUUAUCAGUUUGAGCAUAUUGAUUUCAUUCCUCGUGUCGUUGCCAUACUAUCUCGCGAACGAUCAUCUUCGCGAGUACAAUGGCCGAUAUGAAAGGAAAAAAGCUGACCGAGCUACGGGUUAUAGAUCUUAAGACCGAAUUGGAGCGUCGCGGUCUCGACAAGUCGGGCAACAAAGCGGCGCUUCUCGAGCGGCUGUCAAAGGCUAUAUCAGAUGAUGGAGAGAAUCCUGAAGAAUAUCUCAUUGUGCCAUCUGAUGGGCCAUGUAAAAUCAUUCCAAGAAAAAAUAGUGGAACUUUGAGUCAAGAAGAAUCUAUUGAAUGCUCUGAUAAUCAGAAAGAAGAAAAUAUUGAUAGACAAGUAAAUAUAGAGAAAAUCAAAAGAGAAAUAAAAGAGGAAAAUAUUGAAAAGGAAGUUUUUUCUGCAAAAGAGGAAUUUCAAUCUGAAAUCAAGAAUAAUACUAAUAAGGAAGAAAAUCUUAAACAGGAAGUCAAAAUUCAAGAUAUUAAAAUCGAAAGUGUACAGAGUACUGAUAAGAAUGAAUCAGAAAAAAAUAAUACUGCAAAUCAAUCCUCAAACACAUCAUCUGCCACUGUCGAAGCUAAUGGAAUUGACAACGAAGACUCUAUUAAUUUGACUAUUGGAGAAGAUGAAGAAAAUCUCCUUGCUGAGGAGACAGAAUCUCACGACAGACAUAAGGAUGGUGGAGAGAAGAAGAAAAUAGAAGAGAACAACAAGAAGGGAGACUCUAAAGGCGGCGGUAGAGCGGAAGCUGGUGCCGGCGGCAAGGAAGGGACGACGUCCGGUGCGAACGUUGGGACGAAGAACAAGCAGGACGGUGGAGAUGGAGGAAGCAAGAGUGCGGAGUCUAGCAAUAAAAGUCAGAAGAGAGAUGAAAAGGAUAAAAAGAUAUCUCAGGUCAGUCCCACCAGCGCGAGUAGUCGCAAUCUAUGGGUCUCUGGCUUGUCAUCUAGUACUCGCGCGACCGAUCUUAAGCAGAUCUUUUCCAAAUACGGUAAAGUUAUAGGCGCAAAAGUGGUCACUAAUGCGAGGACUCCAGGAGCAAGAUGUUACGGUUACGUUACUAUGUCUUCAAGCGAAGAUGCAGCAAAAUGUAUACAACAUUUGCACAGGACCGAGCUUCAUGGACGUGUCAUAUCUGUCGAAAAGGCAAAGGGUGAUACACAGCAAAGUCAUAUACGUAAACGAGAUACUAUAAAUGGUAAAUCAGAGAAAAAAGAUGAAAAAGAAAAACCAAAGGAUCAUGAUGUAAAUGAAAGAAAGGAAAAAGAAGCAAAGAAAGAGAUCGAAGAAAAAGGAUCAGACGCUGUAAAAAAGUCUGAUGACAAAAACGAAAAUACUGAAUCUAAGAAGAUUGAGAUACAAGAUAAGAAGGAAGAUCCAUCUAAAGAAUCCGAUUCCCGAUCGACAAAAUCCACGAGUAAAAAACCAGAGAGCGAGAGGGGAAGACGAGAAGAAAAACGGAUUCGCACUUGGGACAGAGAUCAUCGAAGUCACAGUCGAUCUAGGAGCCGCGAAAGACGGAGGCAUGACGUUCUUACAUUUGCAAAGAUAAGAGAAGAACGUGAGCGACAAAGACUUCGUGAAAGAGAACGGAUUUUGAGGGAGGAAGAGCGGCGAAGGAGAGAAGAUAUGGAGCGUCAACGAGAAAUAGAACGUAGGCAGCGAGAAGAAGCCGCGCGCUUGGAGAGAGAACGAGAGAAAUUGAGACGAGAGAGGGAGCGGAUUGAACAGGAAAAGGCUGAAUUGCUGCGACUCGAGCGUGAACGGCAGAAGCUUGAAAGAGAGAAACUGGAGCGCGAAAGAUUGGAAUUAAAAAGACAGCAGAUGCGUUUGGAGGAGAGCAGACGGGCGCCACCACCGCCUUCUCUAAAGAGAUCAUCUACUGACAGAAGGGAUCCACGAGAUUUGUAUGUGGAACCUGACAGGAAACGAAUAAGUACGGAACAUAGCCGUAGACAUAGCCCAGAUAGAGUAGCCGACAGACGAAAUGAUAUGUUAGAUCGAGUGUCGGAUAGACGAUUGGAUCCUUCUCCACCUUCUCGAUACGAAUCUAGCAGAUCUGCUCAAGACUUGGGAUUGAAAAAGGAAUUUAAGCGAAGUAGCGAUUUCUCAUCGAGAAGCAGCCGACCAGACAGCUUUUCCGACGUUUCUCGCGGAAGAGAAGUCAUUGUACGUCGAGAAAGUCUGUCCACUACAUCCUCGUCCAUAGAUCCUCGACAAGUCAAGGAAAGAUAUGAUCGUCCAAGUACUACGUCCUAUACUCGCGAACGUGAAGUACGACGAUCCGACCCUGAAACACAUCGAACUUCUAGGGACAGUCAUACGCGAUACAGUGAUAGUUUCAAACCGCCGGGAUCUAAUACGCCACGUGAAAGUCGUUACGUAGAAAGCAAUCGUACUCCGAGUGGAUGGCAUUCGGGACCUACAUCCUCAAAGUCGUUUAACUCCGUGACGAGUAGCGGGUCUCGCGAUCCCCGUGGCGAGCCUUCUAGCUGGAGUUCUAGGUCGUCCGACAAUGUCAAUAGAUGGAGCAACUCUAGUAGCAUGGGAAAUACAUUGCGACAUCCGAUUCCACCGACGUAUCAAAGUGGACCGAUGCAAUCUAUGGGAUUGACCGCACCAGGAACGGCGCCAUCGUAUGAACGGUUUGACGCGUAUAAAUCGUCUAUGCCUAUGAGAAAAUAUUGAUUAUCCAGCCGUGCGAACUUUCGCGUAUAUCCCAUUCGAAUAAUAUCAGAACGCUUACGAGAGAUUCGUAGAAACGUUCUUUGACAAGUGUAGAUUAUAUUUUUAAUGUGCACGUUCAAUGUGCGGAUUUAUUUAAUUACGUUCAUUAAAUUACAAUAGAAUGCAAAUUAUUACUGUUGUGCGAGUUCUUUGCAAUCUGGAAAAUACAAGAUUCUUUUUAAUUAUUGAAAGAUUUUCCGCACAAAUGUCGCGCCGAUAUUUAUAAAGUCGUGCUGGGUUUAUAUAAUGAUUAUAUAUAUAUAUAUAU
Molecule: messenger RNA, 3182 nt
Organism: Cataglyphis hispanica
Lineage: Eukaryota; Metazoa; Arthropoda; Insecta; Hymenoptera; Formicidae
Product: SAFB-like transcription modulator
Exons: 15
Coding region: 245-2875 (876 amino acids)
Biological process (GO): regulation of transcription by RNA polymerase II; regulation of mRNA processing
Cellular component (GO): nucleus
Molecular function (GO): sequence-specific DNA binding; RNA binding
Source: RefSeq, a predicted model, not a curated record